GCAUUUCUAAACCUCUUGUUGACGGGCUCAAAAUCAGAAUAGCACGAGCAACGAAAACAUGGCUUGGCGCGGGUCUCUCUCAAGGUCUCUCCUCUCAAAUGCAAGAGCUUCCACCGCACGCUCUUCCUCGCCGUCCCUCCCCCGUCUCCGUCCUACUUCGUCAGCUCCUCUUCACGGCCAAUACGCUCUUUCUCGCCGCCUCUUCUCUUCCGACCUUCUCAGGAGCGGCGGUUUUCUCGCUUGCACUCAGUCACUACUGCCUCUGCACAGCGUGGUAGCCGCCACUCGUCUCACGUCGCACAUCGCUGUCGAGGCGCGCACUUGCUGCGAGUUGUCUCAGGGUACUUAAGGUAUUGACUUAUGGACCAGCAUUCUAAGUGCUGGAUGUGUCAUACCAUGGAGCUUGCUGUAGGGCCUUUUAGUUGGGGAGCAGAGCUGUAUGCUUUGGGGUCUUCCUUUUUUGUUGCUUCUGGAAAGUAUUUGAGAUUGUUUCCUUUGUCUGUCAUAGAAUCCCUCUUCAACCCCUCUUCAAAAUUUCCUGCCUAUCUGACAUUUAUUUUCUUAGGGAAAGUGACAAAUGUACAGUUCUGCAAUGUUUAUUAUUUACUGGAGUUUGGUAUCACUGUGCCUUGAUGCUUUACCUGCAGUACAAUGUUAGAAGAACUAGAUUUGGAUGUUUGGUAA
Coffea eugenioides is the source of this 684-nucleotide messenger RNA. RefSeq lists its product as uncharacterized. The record is from RefSeq and is a predicted model, not a curated record. The transcript is spliced from 3 exons. Lineage: Eukaryota; Viridiplantae; Streptophyta; Magnoliopsida; Gentianales; Rubiaceae. Bases 59 to 349 code for a protein of 96 amino acids.